Messenger RNA from Sclerotinia sclerotiorum 1980 UF-70, 2769 nucleotides. RefSeq lists its product as hypothetical. Gene Ontology annotation, cellular component: cytosol; alpha,alpha-trehalose-phosphate synthase complex (UDP-forming). Bases 1 to 2769 code for a protein of 922 amino acids. The record is from RefSeq and is a predicted model, not a curated record. NCBI's taxonomy places the organism in Eukaryota, Fungi, Ascomycota, Leotiomycetes, Helotiales, Sclerotiniaceae. Gene Ontology annotation, biological process: trehalose biosynthetic process. The transcript has 6 exons. Gene Ontology annotation, molecular function: catalytic activity.
AUGACAGUCUUUGUGGUCUCUCUCUUUCUCCCAAACACAAUCAACUUCAAACUUCCUUCAACGAAUUCUCGUCCUCCGACCAGAGGAUCCAAUAUCCACCCAGAUCCCAAGUCCAAUGCUUUCCGCUCGGGGCGUCCCGGUGCCGCUAGAAGAACUACCACCAAAAUCGAUACUACCGGCAAGCCUAGUCUUUUCGGUCAUCAGAAGGAUAUCACACCCCCAGCAACACCAAUACACGAUGUCGAUCACGAACAAUUUUUUGCUCAAACCGAUAUACCAGACCUAAAAACCAUACAAGAGAACCAGCUCUCUGUAAUCGCGCCCAGCGAUCCUCAUUCGCCGGCAUGGGGUGCGGGAAAGACGUUCAACCAACCACGAUCUCGGGCUAGUUCUCCCCCUCCCGCAGAUAUCCUCAAGCACAACAAGAUGAAGGAGAAGGCAGAAGUUCUUGGAAGCGCUGGAAUUCGCCAACCACAAUACAAACGAAGUGAUAGUCAUGAUAGAGUUUUCGCAAAUGCCGAAUGGGAAGUUGAACCAGCCGAGCAAGGUAACGGAGGUCUAAGAAAUGCCGUUCAAGCUGCAGUUAGAAGUGGAAAUCUUGAAGAUAAGAUUUGGGUUGGUACACUAGGGAUGCCCACGGAUGCUCUCGAACGUCGACAAAAGCAGGAUAUUGACGAUCGCAUGGCUACAGAGCACGAUUCCGCAACUGUUUUUUGUAAAGACGGCGAUUUUGAUGGUCAUUACACACACUACUGCAAGCAAAUCUUGUGGCCAGUCUUCCAUUACCAAAUACCGGAUAACCCUAAAAGCAAGGCUUACGAAGAUCACUCUUGGAUUUACUAUGUUAAAGUAAAUCAGGCUUUUGCGGAUAAAAUCGUCAAGGAAUGGAAGAGAGGUGAUGUGAUUUGGAUCCAUGACUACCAUCUCCUAUUGGUACCUUCAAUGAUCCGGAAGAAGCUUCCUGAUGCCAAAAUUGGAUUCUUCCUUCAUGUUGCAUUUCCAUCCUCGGAAGUUUUCCGAUGUCUAGCCGUUCGUAAGGAAUUACUCGAGGGUAUGUUGGGAGCAAAUCUCAUUGGAUUCCAAAUUCAAGAGUAUGCACGACAUUUCUUGCAAACCUGCAGUCGUAUUUUAAUGGUUGAAGCCACAAAUGAUGGUAUUCAACUUGAGGAUCGAUUCAUCGAUGUUAUCAAUCUCGCAAUUGGAAUUGAUCCUGUUGCUCUGGAUAUGAAUCGUGCAGAUCCUAAAGCUACUCAUUGGUUGAACACAAUGCAAGAAAGAUAUCGUGGUAAGAAGCUCAUUGUGGCACGAGACAAGUUAGAUCAUGUCCGAGGUGUGCGACCUAAGCUUUUGGCGUAUGAGCUAUUUCUCAAUAAAUAUCCUGAAUGGAGAGAUAAAGUUGUUCUUAUUCAAGUAGCAACAUCUACCACAGAAAAUUCCGAACUUGAUGCCACCGUUUCAGAUAUUGUUACUAGAAUUAACUCUUCAUGGGCCAAUCUUGCUUACCAACCAGUCGUCUACCUCAAGCAAGAUAUCAUCUACCCUCAAUAUUUGGCUCUACUCACAGUCGCUGAUGCUCUAAUGAUCGCUAGUCAGCGCGAAGGAAUGAAUUUAACAUGUCAUGAAUACUUGUUUUGUCAAGAUGGCAAGUUCGAAGGUCACAACAAGCAUGGAUCUCUUAUUCUCAGUGAAUUUACUGGUAGUUCUUCCAUCUUUGGUGGCAAUGAACUUUCUGUAAAUCCUUGGGAUUAUCGUCAAUGCGCUGAUGCUAUUAAACAAGCAUUGGAAAUGGAGGACGAAGAAAAAGAAGAACGAUUCAAGAAACUUCAUGCAGCUGUCAUGCACCAUACUGGAGAGCAUUGGUUUAAUGAAUUUAUUAAUCGUCUUGACAAGGCCUAUGAAGAACAGCACAAGAGAGAUACCACAGCUGUUCCACGUCUCUCAAUUAAUAUGCUUGGUCAAAAGUAUCAGAGAUCCGAGCGAAGACUCUUCAUCAUUGAUUAUGAAGGGACUUUGGCAUCAUGGGGAUCCCCAAGCAGUAUCAUUUUAACAAGCCCGCAACGCACAAUCGAUACUCUUAAUGAUCUACUUCAAGAUGAAAGAAAUACAGUAUAUGUAAUGUCUAGUAGACAACCAGAAGAACUCGAUCGUUUAUUCAAAAGAGUACCACGCCUUGGUCUAAUUGCCGAAAAUGGAUGUUUCCUCAAACAAUUUGGUACUUCAGAUUGGAUUGAAAUGGCUGAUCCUGAGAAGAUGCGAGCAUGGAAAGAUUCGGUAGAAGGCAUCAUGGCAUAUUAUACCGAACGAACACCAGGAUCAUGGAUUGAGACAAGACAUUGUAGCUUGAUCUUCCAUUACAAGAACGCAGAAGAUUUCGAAACGGCAACUCGACAAGCCGGUGAUUGUGCAAGUCACAUUAAUGAUGCAUGUGAGGAACAGAGAGUUAGGGCAAUUCCUGUUGAAGGAGCUGUAGCAGUUGAACCGAUUGAUUGGUCAAAGGGCACAGCUGCCAUGAAAAUCUUCGAAGGCCUUGCGAAAGAAAUGUCACCAGAUGAUAAACAUACUUCUCCUGUUGAUUUCUUACUAGUGAUAGGUGAUGGUAGAGAUGAUGAAGUUAUCUUUCGAUGGGCCAAUGAUUUAGGGAGAGAAAAGAAGGUUAACAGUGUUACAACUGUUAGUUUGGGCAGUAGAAAUACUGAAGCUGGGUUUACACUUACACAAGGAGUUACUGGUGUCUUGACAGCUUUACAAAAGCUCGCCCAGUUAUCUUAG